Galendromus occidentalis (western predatory mite) is the source of this 1353-nucleotide messenger RNA. RefSeq names its product Glutamate-cysteine ligase modifier subunit (gene Gclm). The record is from RefSeq and is a predicted model, not a curated record. Gene Ontology annotation, biological process: glutathione biosynthetic process. Gene Ontology annotation, cellular component: glutamate-cysteine ligase complex. Gene Ontology annotation, molecular function: glutamate-cysteine ligase catalytic subunit binding; enzyme regulator activity. NCBI's taxonomy places the organism in Eukaryota, Metazoa, Arthropoda, Arachnida, Mesostigmata, Phytoseiidae. The coding region runs from base 219 to 989 and encodes 256 amino acids. The transcript is spliced from 6 exons.
GUGCCCUCGCCGUACUCUCGAUCGCAAAUCUACCACACAAGCAGAACGCCAGGGUAGCGAUCGGAGGCCUCGGAAGUUCGCCCCCGUGAUCGAUUUAAACUGCGCUGUCAGGCUUGCCAUUACCGCCACGACCCUCUGCCCCGAUUGCAGGGGACCCUCGUUGUUCCGCGGAGUCGAAAUCAUCAGAAACUCUCACAGAAUCCGAUUCGAUUCCAAGCAUGAUCAACGCAGACGAAAUUGUUGUCCUCGACACAGGCAACAUCAUCAAGUGCAAGCAGUUAACCAAGCAAGACUUCGAAACUCUGUCGGAUGAGAUGGUAGAAAGCGUCAGACACUGCUUGGAUUCGCUAUCGAGGAGUUUCGCGAACGUGGAUACGAAGGUUGAUUACACACAUGAGAACCAUUCCUCGGUUGUAGAAGCAAACGACAGGGACCAAGUACGGGUCUGCGUCAAAGUCUUCCUCACGCGCUUCGAAGAGAACGCGGUCCAUGAUGCUGUGCACAAAGCCCUGACUCAACUCGACGUGAACCGAAUCGAGUCCCUCAUCGUGGCGUUCCCGCCAAGCGGAAACCAUAAAAUAGGAUUACUGCAAAUGCAGCCGGUGUGGAGAGCUUGCGAGGAGCUAAUAGCUCAAGGAUCCGUUUGUUCGGCUGGAGUGGCGGAUUUGGAUCUGUCGCAGCUGAGCGAGCUCUAUCAAUGGGCUCCGAGUUUCAAGCCGACAACGAACCAAUUAUGCCUCGAUACGAUUUGCAAUCUACCGAAAGAGAUGACUGAGUUCGCCGCCGAGAAUAAUAUUCAGCUCUUGAGCCACGGAGAUGAUAAAGAGCUCACGAGUCGAGUAAACGUGAGGAGAAUUCUCCAUGGCUUCAAAGGAAACGUGGAUGAUUGGAUCUGUGAAUUCGCGACUCGAUACACUGUAUCUUUCCAAUGUAGAGGUGUUCUCCACUCGAAAGGUUAUAUUGUCAAGCUCAGGCGGGAAUCGCGUUGAACUUUCCUAUUUGCUUGAAUAUGCCUAUUUGUUACAUGCAUUGACCCUCCCUAGCUCUCGAUUCAACAUCUCUCAUUCGGUCGCUGCUUCGGGAGGAGUAUCGAGGACUGUACCUUAGGUAUAGGGCCAUUGUUCUCAACUCAGUCGAAUCUUUUACUGGACGUUGUGGGAUUCUCGAUCCGACGCUUGGAUGAUGCGCUCAAUCGCUCGUAGAUCUCAACGAGAUCUGAUAGGAAUUCGGAGAAAAUGAAUUAGUUAUCUUUCCUAUCGAUUUUGAGGCGGCUCAUAUAGAACUCGAGUAUCGACGGCGUCCUCAGAGCACAGAGAGGAUCGCGAGCUUUACUAUGAAUAAAUAUACAUUUGA